ACAGACCCAGCUCCGGUCUCACCCGGAUGGCGGCUGUGAGGCGCGGCUGCCGGCCCUGGGGCUCGCUCCUCGGGCUGCUCGGGCUGGUCUCGGCCGCGGCCGCCGCCUGGGACCUGACUUCGCUGCGCUGCAACUUCGGCGCCUUCUGCGAAUGUGACUUCCGGCCCGACUUCCAGGGUCUGGAGUGUGACCUGGCACAGCACCUGGCGGGCCAGCAUUUGGCCAGGGCGCUGGUGGUGAAGGCACUGAAGGCCUUCGUGCAGGAUCCAGCCCCCACCAAGCCACUGGUCCUCUCUCUGCAUGGCUGGACUGGCACCGGCAAGUCCUAUGUCACCUCCCUGCUGGCACACUACCUCUUCCGGGGUGGCCUCCGCAGCCCCCAUGUGCACCACUUUUCCCCGGUCAUCCACUUCCCCCACCCUGGCCACCUGGAGCGCUACAAGAAGGAUCUGAAGAGCUGGGUCCAGGGAAACCUCACUGCCUGCAGCCGCUCUCUCUUCCUCUUCGAUGAGAUGGACAAGCUGGCCCCAGGCCUGAUAGAGGUCCUGAGACCUUUCCUGGGCUCCUCCUGGGUUGUCUAUGGGACCAACUAUCGCAAAGCCAUCUUCAUCUUCAUCAGCAACACUGGUGGCGAGCAGAUCAACCAGCUGGUGUUGGAGGCAUGGCGCAGCCGCCGAGAGCGCGAGGAGAUCCGCGUGCAAGAGCUGGAGCCGGUUAUCUCCCAGGCCGUGCUGGACAACCCGAACCAUGGCUUCUGGCGCUCAGGCAUCAUGGAAGAGCAUCUCCUGGAUGCCCUGGUGCCCUUCCUACCUCUCCAGAGGCACCACGUGCAACACUGUGUGCUCAAUGAGCUGGCCCAGCUAGGCCUGGAGCCAAGGGAUGAGGUCGUCCAGGCCGUGCUGGACAGCACCACCUUCUUCCCUGAGGACGAGCAGCUCUUUUCCUCCAAUGGCUGCAAGACUGUGGCAUCCCGAAUCGCCUUCUUCCUCUGACUCUCCAGGCAGCAUCCUUGUCUUCCUCUAUCUGGCCAGGCCGUGAAGGAAAGCCCUGGGGCCUCUGCCAGAGGGUCCCUUGUCCUGUGCCUCCUGGGACCCAGAGCACAAUAUGAAGAUGAGGAGGGCUGUUGGCUACCAUGAAACAGAAGGGCAGGGCAGGCCCUGGCCUCUUCACUGGUCUGAGGGCAUCUUGGCCUUUGCUUCCUUCCUCAGGGAAACCGCUGGUCGCCCCAGAACUUCAAUGAGCCUUGACCUCAUGCUCCAGCCUGAGCCUUCUUAAAAUGUGAAUUUUAACUCAGGGACGGUGGCUCGUGGCUGCUCCUUCCUUCUCUGGUCUGUUACUCUCGGCCCUGGCUCGGGCACCACACCCCGACCCUCCACCCCACACCCUAUGUCCCAGUAUCGUAAAACCAGGCUGAGACUUCUGUCUCUGGGAACAGAGGGACUCAAGUUGCCACUUGGACUGGGCUUUUCAAGUUUUUAAUUUUGUAAACGAAGAGAACAAAUACAAUAAAUUUAGCCAUGGGACCAGAGGAAUAAAUUUAGCCACGGAACCAGA
Messenger RNA from Delphinapterus leucas (beluga whale), 1554 nucleotides. RefSeq names its product torsin family 2 member A (gene TOR2A). NCBI's taxonomy places the organism in Eukaryota, Metazoa, Chordata, Mammalia, Artiodactyla, Monodontidae. Gene Ontology annotation, molecular function: ATP hydrolysis activity; ATP binding. The record is from RefSeq and is a predicted model, not a curated record. Gene Ontology annotation, cellular component: nuclear envelope; endoplasmic reticulum; endoplasmic reticulum lumen.